This is a messenger RNA of Chelonus insularis, 780 nucleotides long. Its product is annotated as ATP-dependent DNA helicase pfh1-like. Lineage: Eukaryota; Metazoa; Arthropoda; Insecta; Hymenoptera; Braconidae. The coding region runs from base 1 to 780 and encodes 259 amino acids. The record is from RefSeq and is a predicted model, not a curated record. The transcript has 3 exons. Gene Ontology annotation, molecular function: DNA helicase activity. Gene Ontology annotation, biological process: DNA repair; telomere maintenance.
AUGUCGGCACAAGAAGCUGCUUAUCAUGUAUUAUCGUUGUCAUUAUCGAAGAAAAGUCGUAAAGCAGUAUUUAUAAAUACAAGUCCUAUAAAUGAACGAGUUUUGAUGUCGAAAUCAGAAAAUACAUUGAAAUCUUCAAAUAAAGAAUCAACUGAAAUCAAUAUGGCCGAUAUUUUCGAAAAAUAUAGUAAAAGAAACCGUAACCUGGAUGAAAUUUUCUUAGCGGACUAUGCGGCGAACUAUAAUAACACUAAAAAUGAAGAGGGAUCAAACAGUGAUACCAAAAUCAGUGGUGUCGAUAAAAAACGACAGAUUAUAACCGCUAAUCAGGCGAUGUUCUCUAUUAUUCCUGAUGAAAUAAUUGAUGAAGAAUUGGAAGAAUUGAACAAAGAUAAUUGUGACAAAGAAGAUGAUGUUGGCGAAAAUAAUGAUGGUUAUGAACUGUCUAAUGAUCAACGAAUUGAUAUUUUCCAACAAGCUGGUGAUGAAAAAACUGCUUUUCUGAUAAAUGGUGUAACAUUACAUUCUGCAUUUGCAUCACCAUGCAAUUUAUAUGUUGUUAAUAUACCAGAACUAUCAAGUGAUUUAGCCAACAAUAUACGAAAACAAUUAUGUCAGGUGCAACUCGUCAUUAUAGAUGAAAUUUCAAUGGUAGGCUCUACCGUACUAGGUUAUGUAAAUACAAGAUUAAGGCAAAUAACUGGUGUUAAUGAGCCAUUUGGUAGUAUAUCAGUACUUGCAGUCGGAGACUUAAAUCAAUUGCCUCCUGUAAAAAAUUAA